AGUAGAUGUAGAAUAUCGUACAUAGCAUCCAAAAAAGUGAAAGCUCAGCUGAGCUGUUUACAACUCAAUCACCAUUCACUCCGUACACUCCUCCAAUGCCACUGGACUCACUCCCUCCCUCACAUUUGCUACCAACACUUCCAGCCUGUUUUGUGCAUUUCCAAGUUUCAAUCUUUACUCUGUAAAGCCAACCACAUCAAUUUUUCUUUUGCCCCCUACAUGUCACUGUAUCCCACUAUUGGGCCAUAAUUCAGAGAAACCCAUUAAAGAGAGAGAACUUUUGAUAAUGGGAAGGAAAACCGAAAAGUUGUGGUCUUUAGUGUUUCUCGUAAUUUACUGGCAUGAAAGAAAAAGGGUUCACCUCCAAUUGAGUGAUUAUCUUGGUGUUUUUGAUUCCUCUUCUUUUCAUUCCUCCCCCAGGGGAGUGUUGGUUGGCCUUUAUCAGAGGGACUAGUUAGGUUUCACAAUUUUCUUUUCUCUCCUUUCUUUUAACGUUUUAUUUUACUUGUAUUAGCGAUUUUCUCAGAUUCUUUUCUGCACUGCAAUUGUUGGGUGUCUGCGUUAACUGUUGCAUCCAAAAAACUAAUCCCACGUUUCUCUAUUUUUCAAUCACAAAAUAUGAUGAGCAUAGCUCCUUCUUUCAUCUCUUUUGUUUCUGUAACGGUUAUACUCGAGCGACAUAAUUUUCAUUUGGGGUAUAUAGGUAUUUUUUCGGUUUUUUUUAAUAAACAAAGGUUUUUUAUUUAGUAAUGAUGUCGGACCUUUUGAAGCUGUCUUGAGCUCAUUUCUAUCCUACAAUCCUCCUUCAAUUGAAAGAUUUGAACAAGAAAGAUCUCUGAAAUUUAAGCUUCAAAACAAUUCUACUAAGGUUUUGAAAGUCGUUUACGUGCAUUUUGAAUAACCAUAAAGAUGCAAGAGUUAUACUCUUUAGGGAUUUGUAAGUCAGUUUGUCACUUUUCUUAUAGCUGCAUAAUUUUCUUUUGCUUUUGUAAUUCUUUUUACCAACUAGGUAGGUGUAGGAUGAUGGCAUAAAGAGAGGAUUAAGGGAUGCUGUAUAGUCCGUUUAAGAGGCAAACAGAAGCUAAAAUGUGAAUAAUAUCUAUUAGACUGUGAUGCUCAACUGGUAGUUUAGUUCAGCAUGUCAAGGCAAGCUCAUCUUCCUCCUCGAUGCCCUUUUCAAAAGAAAACGAUCAGCAGGCAUGACCCUGCUUUGCCAACCUUGGAUAAUCACAUUUAUUUGCAUACUCGGCACCACAAGUCUGUGUCUCAAAGCUCCAUUGGAGAGGAGAAGCCGGCCUGGCUUGAUGACCUACUGGAUGAUUCAGACUCAAAUUCUGGCUACAUAUUACAUCGCCGAUCAGCUAGUGAUUCCUUGACCCUUUUGGAUGAUCAUGUUCCGUUAGCAAGUAUAAAUCAGCUUAGUGGAAGUGAUACUCCUGCCUCUUGUGAAAGUGAUGGAAGCUUGGAGUCUGCUUCUAUAUAUGGCCCAAAUUCUCCUCGUGCAAAAGGAAAAAUAUCCUUCCCUGAGAAUGCAAUAGUUUCUGCAUUGUCAGAAUAUGUCUCUCACGAACAUUUGUGGCAUUUAAAUGACAGCAUCUGUGCCUCUGGAGCUGCUAAUUUGGAGUCAGUGGAGGAUACUCGUGGUUCAGCUGGGGAGAUGAUUGCUGAGACGAAGCCAGUUAAACGAUACCCUGGGCAGCGAUCUCGGGUCCGCAAACUCCAAUAUAUUGCUGAACUGGAAAGAACUGUAAACAUUCUUCAGAAAGUGGAGAUGGAUAUGGCUUCCAAGGUUGCCUCGCUGGUUCAGCAGCGUCUUGCCUUAUCAUUGGAAAACAACAAACUAAAGCAACGAGCACUCAGACUACAACAUGAAAAACAAAUUGUUGAUGGCCAGUACAAGUCUCUAAGAAAAGAAAUGGAGAGGUUAAAAACUUAUUUAGCUCAUGCCCAUGGCAGCAAGGUCAGCACCAAUUUCAGUUUAAGCUCUCCUGCGGAGUUAGCAAGUGCAGAGGCAACUUGGCAAAUGUUAGACAUGGGAAAACUUGAUCUUAGCUAGAGAAAGUUAGUACAAUUGACAGUUGCACUUUACUUUGUAGCAAACGUGGAUUUUAUGUAGUAGUUGUUCUAGUCAUUGAUUCACCUCCAACUAGAACCCAUAAAUCCAGCAUUUUGAGUCUCGAAGUUAUGCUAGGAUAACGAAUUUAGUGACCGAGAAGACCCCUUCGAAAGAUGGCCCUGUUAUGCGAGCAUCACAUUUUGCCUUUGUCUACACUAAUUUCGCGUGAUAUGUACUGCCAGAAUCAUUGACUGAUGGAGUUCGACAUCAUGGGAUGCAUUCAAUAUCUUUGUACUCCAUAUUCAUGCUGACGCUUUUUGUACUUUGACCUUUUUGUGAUUGUCUUUGCAUUGCUCUGU
This is a messenger RNA of Coffea eugenioides, 2415 nucleotides long. RefSeq names its product basic leucine zipper 61. Gene Ontology annotation, molecular function: DNA-binding transcription factor activity. The coding region runs from base 1139 to 2056 and encodes 305 amino acids. The record is from RefSeq and is a predicted model, not a curated record. The transcript has 5 exons. Gene Ontology annotation, biological process: regulation of DNA-templated transcription. Lineage: Eukaryota; Viridiplantae; Streptophyta; Magnoliopsida; Gentianales; Rubiaceae.